This is a messenger RNA of Emericellopsis cladophorae, 2748 nucleotides long. RefSeq lists its product as uncharacterized. The transcript has a single exon. The record is from RefSeq and is a predicted model, not a curated record. Gene Ontology annotation, biological process: response to oxidative stress. Gene Ontology annotation, molecular function: heme binding; peroxidase activity. Bases 1 to 2748 code for a protein of 915 amino acids. NCBI's taxonomy places the organism in Eukaryota, Fungi, Ascomycota, Sordariomycetes, Hypocreales, Bionectriaceae.
AUGAAGACCUCGAGUCUGCUGGCUGUUCUCGGCCUGGCGAGCCAGGCUUUCGCCGAUCCGACAUGGCCCUCGAGCAUCGACGAGCUGGAGGAGAUUAUGUUCCAGACCAAAUCCUUCCGCUCCAGAAAGUUCGCAGACACCGUCGACCCCUGUAGCAACGAAGCCUCGGGACCCGGACGACAGAAUGCGGCCGAAUGGCUGCGCACCGCCUUCCACGACAUGUCGACGGCCAACAGCUUUCUCAAGAGGGGCGGUCUGGAUGGCUCGCUGCAGUAUGAGUUGAACACGGGUGAGAACAAGGGCCCCGGUCUCAAGACGACCAUGGAGUUCAUGGCGCCUUUCAUCUCAAGUAAGAGCAGUUUGUCCGACCUCGUGGCCAUGGGCGUGUACACGUCAGUGCGCGCGUGCGGAGGCCCUGCUGUGCCCAUUCGUGCUGGUAGGAAGGACGCCACCAGCCGAGGAUCCAUCGGGGUUCCCCAGCCGCAGAACUCGGUGCAGUCAUUCAGAGAUCAAUUUACGCGCAUGGGCUUUACAAACGAGGAGAUGAUUCAAGUCACCGCCUGUGGCCACACUCUCGGCGGUGUGCACUCGGAGCAAUUUCCCGAGAUUGUCACUCCUGGAACUGGCGUCGACGGCCAGAUCUCGUUGGACGGCACCGUUGCGGUGUUUGACAACCGCGUGGUGACAGAGUACCUCGACGGAACGACGAAGAAUCCUCUAGUCGUCGGGCCGAGUGUUCAGGUUGAUCGUCACGCAGACUUCAAGGUGUACAACUCGGACGGCAAUGUGACGGUGGAAGCAUUGACGGACAAUGAUACGUUCAAAGAAGUGUGCAAGACGGUCUUGCAGAAGAUGAUCGACGUCGUUCCGGCGGGUGUCACACUGAGCGACCCUAUCAAGCCGUACGAGGUGAAGCCUGUAGCGCUGCAGCUGACGCUCGUGGAGGGUGGUCGCGCCUUGUCGUUUACUGGCUACAUCCGUGUCAGGACUACCGAGAUUGGAGCUGAUGCCAUCGAGAACGUGGUCAUCACUUACAAGAACCGCGAAGGAGAGUCGCAAUGCGGCACCAACGGAUGCACAAUCACCACCACUGUGCAGGGCGUCAGCCAGGGCUUCGACGAUACCUUUGCCUUCUUCCCCAUUGAGGCGGAGAUCUCAGCUUCGACAGGUGUUUCCUCUUUUGUCAUCACGGUCAACUACGCAGAUGGCACCAGUGAGGAGUUUGACAACAACGGCAAUACCUACCCUCUGCAAGAUGCUGUGCUGCUACAGAUGCCGCAGAGCUGUGUCUUGGGCUCCUCUGGGGCCCUCACCGUCACAGCCGCUGUUCGCAAUGAUCGCGUCUCAGAGGGCGCCUCCAUUGACGUCUCUUACAAGACCCCACAGACAAACAGCCCCGUGCCCAGGCUGAUGAGUGCUUCUGUGGCCCUGACCGAGGGCGACUGCGCGGGCGAGUACACGUUGUUCACUGCUGACUGGGCCAUCCCCGGAGGCAGUGCUUACGAAGCCCACAUCGACGUGAAGAAUGGCGACUACGUUGAUGCCUUCAAGACCGCCGUCGACGUUGGCGGUACCUGCCGCCAGUUCGAGAACCCUGCCUCGUGCGGCGACAGCGGCGGCCCAAGCAGCUCGACGUCUGCGACUGUCAGCGAGACCCCCAGUGAAUCGCCCAGCGCUGAGCCAACCACAUCUUCCACCGCUGCCAGCACAACUACCGUCGCCAGAACAACUACCACAUCCAGCGAGGAGGCGACGCCAACCGUACAACACCGUGAAGCUGUGGGCGGCUACCGCCUGGUUUCCUGCUGGCAAGACUAUGAGAACGGCAUCCGUGCCCUGAGCGGCCCUAUGAACGUCCAGGACGACAUGACUCUCGAUUCGUGCAUGUCCUUCUGCGAUGGCUACGACUACUUCGGCACCGAAUACAGCGUGGAGUGUUUCUGCGGCAACUCUCUCCAUGACUCGUCCAAGGAGGCGCCCAUGGAUGACUGCGACAUGCCCUGCGGUGGCGACGAGACGGAGUACUGCGGUUCAGGCAACCGUCUGGAGCUGUACUCUACCACCGCGACAAGAACGACCGCAACGCCGACGGCCACGCCGAGCCACGUCGAGACAGUGGGCGACUAUGCGCUUGUCGGCUGCUGGACCGAGCUGCAUGGCGGGAGGGCCCUGAGCCAGGCUUCCACCGCGAGCUCGGACAUGACCAACCAGCAGUGCGCCGAGUACUGCGGUCAAUACCGCUACUUUGGCACCGAGUACGGCCUCGAGUGCUACUGCGGCAGCCACGUGGCUACGGACACAGAGUCGGCACCGCUCGAGGACUGCGACAAACUCUGCGGCGGCGACGACUACGCCUUCUGCGGCGGCCCCUCGCGGCUGUCCCUGUACAUGAACCCCGACAUCCAAGGCGGCGAGCCCGAGCAGCCCCUGACCGUAGGCAACUACACGUUCGAAGGGUGUUACACCGAUUCGUCCGCCUCGCGCGCACUGGACGAAAAGCGCACAGCGGGUAGCGAGAUGACGAAUGAGGUCUGCGCGGCGUUUUGCGAGGGCUUUGCGUACUUUGGCACCGAGUAUGGCCAGGAGUGCUACUGCGGCAACGAGAUCAAGGAGGAUGCGCAGGAGAAGGAUAGUGACGAGUGUAUCAUGGUCUGCAAGGGCAAUGUGUUCGAGCUAUGCGGCGAUGGGAACCGCCUUUCGGUGUAUAAGAGGAAGGAGGAGGAAAUUCUGAGUAGCAGCGAUGCAUAA